AUUGGUAUUACUAUUGCAAAAUAAUGGAUGAAUUGAAUCUGACGAACCAGACAACGCAAAUCUCUUCCGUUCUUCUGCGGUCUCUAUAUACUCGCUCUCCUCGCUUCUUCUCUCCCACGGUAACGAUUCCCAGACUCUCUCUCUUCUGUCGGGUUUCAGUUACCUGGAACUUUUUUCUCUGGGGUUGAGAUAAGUGGGGUUCGUGUUACGAAUUCGGACGAUAUCAUAGUCAGAAUCGAGGUUUUCUCGUCCUUGUCGGGAUGAAACCCGGAAUGGGGAUUCUGUGUCAGUUGUGUCUUUGAUAUUUUGAUGUUCUGUUCUGCAACUGCGUAAUAUAUUCCUGCAGAACCUAGUUUGGUUGUUGGUAGCGAUGCUGUUUGCUUCGUUUAUGAAUCUUCUGAAUCAGACCGAUGGUUUCGUGUCUGGGUUUCUCGUCUUCGGUUGCUUCUCGCAGGAAAAACGAGACUCCCGAUGCCUGUGAUCGGAAAAAUCCGGAUUGCAAUGAUGGGUUCGUCAAAAAACCUCGUAUUGUUCGUGAAUUUGAUAGGAAAAGCAUGAUUUCCCGGAGGAAAAUUGACGCUGCGGACUGGUUGGGUAAGAAGGAACAGAAUCUCUCAAAUCGGUUGUGUUCGGAGUGUGCGUUACAUGAUGGGUUUGGUCGGAAGAGGAACGCGACCGGGGAAGCAAGAAACGGAGGCAUCGCAACGUUACCGGAUACAGAGAUCGCUGAAAAUGGCGAUGCUGAAGGAGGAAAAGAGAACGAAGAAGGGGUUCCAAGUGAUGAAGACCAGAUAUUCGACGUUAUUACCCUGAGAAAAAUGGUGAAGAGAGAGAGGAAACGAGGGGAAUCUCUCGACGCAGAGCUGGAGAAGGAGAGAGUGGCGGCAUCUUCGGCCGCAGAAGAAUCCAUGGCCAUGCUUCUCAGACUGCAGAGCGAGAAGAGCAUGGUGGAGAUGGAGGCGGAACAGUACAAGAGAAUUGCCAAGCAGAAGCAAGAUUACGAUCAGGAAAUGGUCCGAGAAUUGAAAUGGCUGGUGAUGGAACACGAGGAAGAGAGGGGCGUGCUCGAAGACAAACUGAGAUUGUGCGUAGAAAAGCUGAAAACGUAUUCGGAUGGAGACGGCGAAACCGACAUGGACGGGUUCUUGGAAAGCCUCGUGGGUCAGAGGAGCGACAUGGGUUCGCCGGAAAUGGAUUCCAAGGAACUGUGUGAUGUUAACAUUGUUGAGUGUUCAGAGAAACAGGAAUUCAGUUUCAGUAUAAGAAAGCUAGAACUGUAAUGGAGUUCUUAGCUGCUGUUGUUGGUUGGGCCCAUGGAUAUGUAAUUAGAUUUCGUCAAUGGAUGAAACUUUCAAUGCUA
Molecule: messenger RNA, 1360 nt
Organism: Tarenaya hassleriana
Lineage: Eukaryota; Viridiplantae; Streptophyta; Magnoliopsida; Brassicales; Cleomaceae
Exons: 2
Coding region: 411-1280 (289 amino acids)
Source: RefSeq, a predicted model, not a curated record